UGAGAAAAAAAAAAAGGAACACUGAAACAAAGAGAGAGACAUGGCCACUGAAGGAGAAGCGACGUUCUCUGCGGCGGCUGCAACGUCGAGCGAGGCCGCGAGAGGUAUAGGUGGCAAAUUGAGGCGGCAAACCGCGAGGAGGCAUCCGGCGACGCCGUAUUCUCGACCGCCUCAGAACCAGGUUCAACGGAGGCCGUGGAUCUCGAGAAUCGUAGAUCCUGCUUAUCGGAUUAUUUCCGGCGGCGCUACGAAACUACUCCCCUACUUCUUCUCGAACCCAGCCUCCGCUCCUGCUCUUACACCUCCGGAAGAUCAAAAUCAACAUCAAGAUAAGUUGCAGGAAGAUCCACAGGAGAAUUAUCCCAGUAUAACACCAAGUUUAAAUAAACCGGAGUUAGCACCAAUUGAAGAGGGAGGUACUAGUAGUACCGCAAAUGUGAACGAAAGCAAUCUCAAUAUCAGUGCACAGACAAUAGGCAAAGGAGCUUUAAAUGAUGUCAUUGCGAUCUCGGAGCUUGAAAGGCUAAUGGAAGGAAAAACGUUUUCACGGUCGGAAACUGAUCGUCUCAUAGAGAUAAUAAAUUCAAGGGCUAUUGAUCGACCUGAUGUCACGAGAGACGAGAGAAUAGAGAUUCCUCUGAGAGAGGAAGCCAAGAAAGAUAUGAGUUUUCUUGAUAAGGGAAAAGAGCCCAUUGGUGGCAAGGAUGCUACUAGUGAAUUUUGGGCUACACCAAUCCCACUUGCCAAGUCAAUAAUUUUUGACGAAGGCAAACAGGUGCGGGAUAAAGCUGGUCUAUCACCGGUAGAACUCGCUAAGGCAUAUAUGGGAGGCCAGGCAUCAUCAAGUACGUCCCAAGGUUUUGUAGCAAGAAACGGAAAGAAUUGUUUCGACGGGGGUAUGCUUGUAGCAAAUUCUUCAGUUGCAUCACCAUCAAGCAAGCCUUCCGCAUGUUGGCCUGGUGUCAAGUUAAAUGAGCAAUGUGGUUUUGCAACUCCUCAAAGCCAACGUGAAAGCUAUGGGCUUCAAAAUUUUCCAAGGACCCCAUAUCCUAGAUCCAUCCUUUCAAGUUCUAAGUCACAGUUGAUGCAAUUGCAAGACAAUAGUAGCAAGCGCCUGAGCACCCUCCAGUCUCCUUCUCAUAGUGUGCAGUCAAGAUAUGGCCAGCUCAAUCUUAGCAAGGGAAGGGAUGGUGGACUUUUUGGACCCAGUAGAAGAUCUCGCCAGAGCGCGACGAUGUCUCCUUAUUCACGACCUUUCAGUGGUACAUCUCGUUUUGAAAAAUCUGCUGUCAUGAAGAGCUCUGAAGCAGGAGAAUCAAGUAGCCUAUCUAAGUCCCAGACAACAACUUAUGGUAGGCAUAAAGGGUCAGAAGUUGGUACCCCGACUGUGCCUGCACAUUCUCGUCAGAUUGCUAGGACGAUAUUGGAUCACCUUAACCGGGCUCAGCCGCCCACCCCGAAAAAUAAAUCUGCUGAGUUAAAGCUUGCCACUUCUUGGAGACAUCCACAGUCUUCGAUAGAUGUUGAAAAAAGCAGCUCGAACAUCAACAAUGUGAAGAAGGAUGUCUCAGCCAAGUUGAAUGAAGAUGUCCUGAACGUUUUUUCUCAUAAUUCGCAAUCCUCUGCGCCCAAAGUUUCUGCAGUUACCACCAGUGACUCUCAAAAUGCAAUGGCAAAAAGUGCUUCAGCAUCAAAUGGAAUAUUUAGUGGAAGCAGUAGUGGUACCGCACUCCAAAAUGAGUUAGGGAAGCCUAAGGGAUCUCUUUCCGGAAGCUCACAUGAAAAGUUGGUCGCUUCUUCUCAGGACGCUACAAAAGCUGUUUCCUAUACUUUUGGAGGCGAUUCCGGAAAUCUCCAUAAACCACCAUCUAAUUCACUGGGAAAUAAUAAACGGGUGCUUCCAUCGAUCUCAGUAUCCAAGCCUUUCCAAUGGGCAGGCCCUUCGGGUUCAAACGCUAGCUUCACAUUCCCGGUCUCUUCAUCUGAUGGAGCAACAUCAUCGGAGCCGACAACUCCAUCUAUCAUGCCAUUCACAACAAGUGCAGCGCCAAGUGGUGGUCUUGCCAUUACAAGUCGUCAUGAAGCAACAAAAGAAGAUGAGAUUCCUCAGUUUGGUUUCGGCGGUAAGAGAGGAGAUAAGCUGCCUCUGGUGUUCGCUUUUCCCGCUACGAGCGAAGAAUUGAUCAAUGAGGAUGAUGAGAAGUUAGGUAUCAAAUUCACAUUUGGAUCUGAAAAGCCAGAGAGAAUAUCGUUCAGCUCACCAGGAAGUGAUGGUGUUUGCUGUUAGAACAAGGACGACGGUCUCUGUUUCAUUUUUUUUUUUCGUUUUCCAAUCUUUUUGUCAUGAAGAUUUUGUUCCUUCGGGAGAGAUGUAAUUCGUGAUGCUACUUUUCUGAAACUCCUAAGUUUAUUGAAGUCAUUCCCAGUAUUCAAGGAAGUCUUAAAAGAGUGAAAAUAAAGAACAAUGUACACGAACGCGAUACCU
Eutrema salsugineum is the source of this 2485-nucleotide messenger RNA. RefSeq names its product nuclear pore complex protein NUP1. Lineage: Eukaryota; Viridiplantae; Streptophyta; Magnoliopsida; Brassicales; Brassicaceae. The transcript is spliced from 8 exons. Gene Ontology annotation, cellular component: nuclear envelope. Gene Ontology annotation, biological process: nuclear membrane organization. The record is from RefSeq and is a predicted model, not a curated record. Bases 41 to 2287 code for a protein of 748 amino acids.